This is a messenger RNA of Rotaria sordida, 390 nucleotides long. Lineage: Eukaryota; Metazoa; Rotifera; Eurotatoria; Philodinida; Philodinidae. The record is from the annotation of a GenBank genome assembly.
AUGGCGAUCAAUGAUGAAGUUUUAAAUGUGCCAAAAAUCUUGGAUGUACUUUCAAAUGAAGAAGAAUUCAUUUUUAAACCAUUUCAACAUACAAUUGCAAAUGAUAUUGGUGCAAUAGAAUGCGGAAAAAUCGUGUCAAGAAUAAAUAAAGUUCUAUUUGAUUAUCAAAUUGGUGAUAAAACAAAUCCAUCUUUAAUAGAUUCCAUAUUUACUCAAAGAAUUAUUUUAACCAUACCUGGAACUAAACAACUCUAUGAAAAUCGUUUACCUCUUUUGUGUCAAAUGUGUAGUCGACAAGAAGUUCAAUGUUUACCAACAAUAGCAAGUGAAAGUCAAUCAAUUGGCUCUAUACGACGAGGGUACGUUUUUAAAAAAAAUCUACUUUAUUAA